Bufo bufo (common toad) is the source of this 1088-nucleotide messenger RNA. RefSeq names its product fibroin heavy chain-like. The transcript is spliced from 2 exons. The record is from RefSeq and is a predicted model, not a curated record. Lineage: Eukaryota; Metazoa; Chordata; Amphibia; Anura; Bufonidae. The coding region runs from base 5 to 943 and encodes 312 amino acids.
UACUAUGUAUACCUGGGGAGCGGGGGCCUCCUCUAUUACUAUGUAUACCUGGGGAGCGGGGGCCUCCUCUAUUACUAUGUAUACCUGGGGAGCGGGGGCCUCCUCUAUUACUAUGUAUACCUGGGGAGCGGGGGCCUCCUCUAUUACUAUGUAUACCUGGGGAGCGGGGGCCUCCUCUAUUACUAUGUAUACCUGGGGAGCGGGGGCCUCCUCUAUUACUAUGUAUACCUGGGGAGCGGGGGCCUCCUCUAUUACUAUGUAUACCUGGGGAGCGGGGGCCUCCUCUAUUACUAUGUAUACCUGGGGAGCGGGGGCCUCCUCUAUUACUAUGUAUACCUGGGGAGCGGGGGCCUCCUCUAUUACUAUGUAUACCUGGGGAGCGGGGGCCUCCUCUAUUACUAUGUAUACCUGGGGAGCGGGGGCCUCCUCUAUUACUAUGUAUACCUGGGGAGCGGGGGCCUCCUCUAUUACUAUGUAUACCUGGGGAGCGGGGGCCUCCUCUAUUACUAUGUAUACCUGGGGAGCGGGGGCCUCCUCUAUUACUAUGUAUACCUGGGGAGCGGGGGCCUCCUCUAUUACUAUGUAUACCUGGGGAGCGGGGGCCUCCUCUAUUACUAUGUAUACCUGGGGAGCGGGGGCCUCCUCUAUUACUAUGUAUACCUGGGGAGCGGGGGCCUCCUCUAUUACUAUGUAUACCUGGGGAGCGGGGGCCUCCUCUAUUACUAUGUAUACCUGGGGAGCGGGGGCCUCCUCUAUUACUAUGUAUACCUGGGGAGCGGGGGCCUCCUCUAUUACUAUGUAUACCCGGGGGAGCGGGGGCCUCCUCUAUUACUAUGUAUACCCGGGGGAGCGGGGGCCUCCUCUAUUACUAUGUAUACCCGGGGGAGCGGGGGCCUCCUCUAUUACUAUGUAUACCCGGGGGAGCGGGGGCCUCCUCUAUUAGGCCCCUUUCACACAAGCGAGUAACAUGGGUGAUAGAAGCUGAAAUGUAAUGUGUAUGCUGCAUUCAAGAAUGGGCACAGAUCCCAGUACUAUUGAAAAGAUAAUGACUAAUAAAUAUUUCCCUUCUCCUUUGUAGUCCGAUCUGU